GCGCGCGCCCCCGGCUGAAGUGCGGUAGUGGCUGAAGCGAGUGGCGGGUGGUCGGCACCAUCCCCAGCGGCCCCGGUUUAUCGCGAUCAGCGCUUCGCUUUUCUUUGGCGCCGGGGCCUGCCAUGGCUUCUUUCGGCUUCCAGGGAAGCGGCAGCAGCAGCUCUAAGAAGGAGGAGAAGGGCAAGAACAUCCAAGUGGUGGUGCGAUGCAGGCCUUUUAAUGCUUCAGAACGUAAAGCAGGCUCCUAUCCUGUUGUAGACUGUGAUCAAGCAAGAAAGGAAGUUAGUGUCCGCACUGGAGGAGUGACAGAUAAGACAUCAAGAAAGACUUACACAUUUGAUAUGGUGUUUGGAGCUCAGGCAAAGCAAAUCGAUGUAUACCGGAGUGUUGUGUGUCCCAUUUUGGAUGAAGUUAUUAUGGGCUACAACUGUACAGUGUUUGCUUAUGGCCAAACUGGUACCGGUAAGACCUUCACAAUGGAAGGGGAGCGGUCACCCAAUGAGGAAUAUACUUGGGAAGAGGAUCCACUGGCAGGUAUAAUACCCCGUACAUUGCAUCAAAUAUUCGAAAAACUCACGGAGAAUGGUUCUGAAUUUUCUGUGAAAGUCUCUCUUUUGGAAAUCUAUAAUGAGGAGCUUUUUGAUCUUCUGAAUCCUACUCCUGAUGUUGGAGAAAGACUGCAGAUGUUUGAUGAUCCUCGAAACAAGCGGGGUGUAAUUAUUAAAGGCUUGGAAGAAAUAACUGUGCACAACAAAAACGAAGUCUACCAAAUCUUGGAAAGGGGUGCAGCAAAAAGAACUACUGCAGCUACUUACAUGAAUGCAUAUUCCAGCCGUUCCCACUCUGUAUUUUCUAUUACCAUCCACAUGAAAGAAACAACAAUAGAUGGAGAAGAACUUGUUAAAAUUGGAAAGCUAAACUUGGUUGAUCUUGCAGGAAGUGAAAACAUUGGUCGAUCUGGAGCAGUUGACAAAAGAGCUCGUGAAGCUGGAAAUAUCAACCAGUCUCUCCUGACUCUAGGAAGAGUUAUUACUGCUCUAGUAGAAAGAGCCCCACACAUUCCAUACAGGGAAUCUAAACUCACAAGAAUCCUUCAAGACUCUCUUGGAGGACGAACAAAAACAUCAAUAAUUGCCACAGUUUCUCCUGCAUCUAUAAGUCUUGAGGAAACCCUGAGUACGCUAGAAUAUGCCCACAGAGCAAAGAAUAUAAUGAACAAGCCUGAAGUUAAUCAGAAGCUAACAAAAAAAGCUCUUAUUAAGGAAUACACUGAAGAGAUUGAGCGUCUGAGGCGAGACCUUGCUGCUGCACGAGAAAAAAAUGGAGUCUACAUUUCUCCUGAAAAUUAUGAAGCCCUUAACGGAAAGCUGACAGUUCAGGAAGAACAAAUUGCAGAGUAUAUUGACAAAAUCAGUGUCAUGGAGGAAGAAGUGAAAAGAAUCACUGAAUUAUUCAUAGUUAAUAAAAAUGAACUCGAACAGUAUAAAACAGAUCUGCAAAUCAAGGAGAAAGAACUGGAAGAAACCCAAAAAGAUCUGCAAGAAACAAAAAUUCAUCUGGCUGAAGAAGAAUAUGUGGUUUCAGUUUUGGAAAACACUGAACAAAUACUUCAUGGCACAGCUAGCAAGUUACUUAGUACAGUUCAAGAAACUACAAAAGAUGUAUCUGGCCUCCAUGCAAAACUGGACCGAAAGAAGGUUGUUGAUCAACACAAUGCUAUCAUCCAAAAUACAUUUGCAGGACAGAUGAAUGAUUUGUUCAACAAAAUACAAGAUUCAGUUACUGAAAACAGUUUGAAGCAGCAACAGAUGUUGAAAUCUUACACAAAUUUUAUAGGUAACCUCCUGUCUACCAGUUCUUCAUCAGUUAAUAUUCUUGCAUCAGUUGUAUCAGCGUCUUUUGCCUCUGUUAAAGAAUUGGUGUCUACUGAAGUUUCUCACGUGUCCAAAAAAAUAAUACAACAUGAGAAUCUGUCGCUUGAUUGUAAAGCUGAGCUGCUGAGAUUAAUUGAGGAACAUACAUCUGGUUUAGGAAGAGCAUUAAGUAGCUUGACACCAAUGUUAGAACUUGUCUUGGGGCUAAACUGUCAGUUUCAGAAUAACAUGAAGAAAUACUCUGUUGUGGUUGACAAGAUGGAGGCUCAUAAAAAGGAAAUUGAUACCUUCUUUGAAGAUCUUUCUCUCACUUUGAAAGAAUUACGGGAAGAAACAGACAGUAUUUUUGCUCAGCUUCAGAAUGAUUGUGAGACUUUAAAAGAAGAAGUGGAAGUUACGAGGUUGGCACAUACAAAGAACGCAGCUCAAUUGAUGUCCUUACUGCAAAGCCAGCUUGAUUUUUUCGCUCAGGAGACUCAGAAGAACUUAACUAAUGUACUUGCAAAAAAUGGAAGCUUGAAGACCACCAUCUCUGCUGUACAAGAAAAUGUUCUCCUGAAAACUACAGACCUUGUCAGCAGUGCAACUUCCAAUCACAGCAAAUUUAUUGCAUCUCUGGAUAAUUUCUCUCAAGACCUCAGGACAAUAAAUGCUGAAAACAAGAUGAUGCUGGAAAAAUCCACUGACCACUGUUGUCAGCUUCUCACCAGUCUCAAAAAUGUGUCUCAGGAUACUGAUAAAUGGGGUGAAUUUACGACUGCUCAGAUAGUCGACUUUACCAAUCAGCAGCUGUUGUCCUUCAAUGAUGAGAACCAGCAGCUUGAGUGUUUACAAAAGAAAAAUGAAGAGAGCUGUGAUACAGCCAUAGCUGAAAUUGACGACCAUAUUGGUAGACAAAAAGUUGCUGAGGAGAAGGUACUUAAUGGCUUUCUUGAGCAGAUAAAGGUUGACCAGGAAAUACUUUUGAAGCAGAAGCUGGCACUUCAUGAGGAAGCAGAGCGCGGACUCACUCAGGUUAAUGAUUUCCUGCAGGAGGAUCUUAAAGUGGAUGUUCCAACAGGGGCAACUCCACAGAGAAAAGACUACUUCUAUCCAGUCACACUUGUGAGAACAGAAUCCCGGGAACUUCUGCUGGAGCAAUUAAGGCAAAAACAACUAAAGCUUAAUGCUGUCCUGGAGAGUGUGACAGAGGUGGAAGAUAAUGUAGAUCAGGACCUGUUGGAAGAAGAGGAAGGGUUGCAAGAAGCAAGUGAAAGCCUUGCUAGUGACAAAUCCUUAUUGGAUGCAAACAUGUGCUGCCAAGCAAAUGGUGGUGUUCCUUUUUUCCAGCACAAAAGGAGUCACAAAAAGGAUAAAGAGAACAAAUCUGCAGCUGCAGUGGAGAGCAAGAUAGAAGAUAUGACGGAACAGUUUCUACCCAAAUCUAAGCCUCCUUUAAGAUCACUGAACUAAGAUACCCACUGCAGAGCCCUCUUUUGAAAUACUUAAGUUUAAUUCUCUACUGAGCCAUAACUUUGGUUAUUCUCGGUCUCUGUAUAUAGUGAUAUAUUGAUGCAAAGUUGGAUCAAAAAAUUGACCUGCCAGAUGUUCUGCUUUUGUCACACUUUUAUAUGCUAUAGCUUACAAAGUAUUAACAGACUUUUUUUAAAAAACAGGGGGGGAAAAAAUUGUGGUGCUGUAUGUUAAAUAGAUUUUUAUGUUCUCGAGUCAGAUAUCUUCUCAGAUUGGAAACAGGAGAAAGGGAUGAGGUAAAAUGCUUUGUCAGCAUUACCAGCUACCAUUUUAUAUUUUGAUGAAUUGUAAAUAGUGUUCUGGUUUUGUACCUGCUUUUUAGUUUGAUUCCUGUUUUUAUGAAGUAGCUGAUUUUGCCUGGGAUACUUCAAAUAAAUCUUUGAUACAUGGAAAACAAAUGUUAUAAGCACCUUCCUCAGAGUAAAGCAAGCUUACAUGACUUUCAUUUUAUAUUACCAUGUUUAAUUUAGCUAAAACAUUAGCAUCUAUGUCAUACAGCUUGUGCUGUCAAAAAACGAUGGUUCUUUCCUCUCUUUCAUAAUAGGCAAUAGCUCUAUUUCAGUGCCUUUUCAGCAUAUGGGAGUCUCACUGUUAUGUUUUGGGUUUUUUUAUUUUCAUUUGUUCUGAGCCCCACUAUUAUUUUCAUCUUAACCUGCAGCUGUGAUGGGUUGCCUUGCAUUUGAUUACCACAGAUUAUGUAUUGUAAACUGGCAGGAUUUCUUUGAAGAUGUAGAUGCUUACAUUAGUACAUGCAAACUUGGUUACAAAUGCAGCUCCUAUGUUGCAUAACAGUGAAUUUCCAGUAAUUGACAGUAACAUCUGACCAGCUGUUCUCAUUCUGCUUACCUGAGAAUUUGAAAAAAGCUUCGAGCUACAGUGUGCUAAAAAAAAAAAAUAGGUGAAUAGGAUAAUGAUAGGAGUGGGGAGAGCGACUGGAUGGCAGACUUAAUUUAAAUUGAAGCACUAUUCUUAGUUGUCAAAUAUGAUUUAGGAUAUUGUCAAUUUUUCCAUAUCUAGCUUUCAGGCUUAGGUUGAUGUUUCUUUACAUGGGUGGUCUGUGUGCUUAUUUGAGCAGGUAUGUUAACUAGCUAGACACUUCAGACACCAUGCUGCCAGCACACUGCAGUCCUGUGCUAUCUGAAUCUUGCAAAUUUGAGGCUUAAUUCAAGGGCAUAGUCCAAGCAUCUUUUAGAGUAUGACCUUGUACUAAUUCUCUGAACUCUAGCAUGAGAUAGACCAUUCAUCAUUUGUUUGUCUGAUACACCCAUCAUACCUCCUACUAUUGUUUCUUUUGCCUCUGUGGAUGAAGUUGAUUGCUUUUUCUUAACAGCCUGAUAUGAGGAAGGAAAGCAUUUGUUUCCUUUCAAACUAAUAAGAAACACAAAUACAGAUAUUUUUUUAGGAGUAGGGUAUGAUAUGUUGGCAAGCAGCUUAUAUAACAAGUCUUUAUAUCAGAGUAAGGGACAUGAAACACUGGAAGCUGUCUCCUUAAGAGCGUGUUUGGUAUAUUGUCAAAUUCUGGAACCAGACAUUUAACAGACCUAAGAACUCUCCAGGGCCUAAGAUACAUUUUCUUCCCCCAUGUACUUUUGGACACUAGAUAUUAGUAUGAUCUUCCAAGAUACUCAAGAAAUCAUUUGGGUAACUAAAAUUCAACCAGAAAAGUUGAUCCCACAGCAGUAUUGGAGGCCCUCAGCCAGCUAGGAGAGGUUUGUCAUCCUUUUACCCUGCUACUUUCACAGGAUAGGUAUGAACAAACAAACUGGAACAGCCAGUACCCAAGGAGAGUCAUACCCAUAAAAUCAUGCCAGAAUCUGUGCUUCCUAGCUUUAUCAUCUUCAAGAUUGUCUCCUCUACUCUAGCUGUUUGGUUUCCUCUGGUACAGGCACAAGCUGUUUUCUUGGUAACCUGGAGACAACAGCUGUAUGAAUUUCAUGGUCUGCUUGCAUGCUUUCUCUUUUUUUCUGAAUACCCCUCAGAGCCAUGUUUUCUUUCUUUUGCAAUACUGGGAAAUAAAAAAAAAAAAACAAUUGGCAGAUCAUUGUUUCAUUGGCCAUGGUGUCCAGAGGUCACACCAGCAGGAAGAAUAGAACAAAAAAUCUGGAUGCAGAACUUUGUCUCAGCUCCUCUGUCCGUGUCUCUUUGCCCACUAGAUGGCUCUAGCACUAAAGCAUUAGCCCAAGGCUCAAGUACUGGCCUUUAAUUGUGACUUAGAAAUAAGCAUUUUGCCAAGCUUUUUUGUCAAGCACCUGUUAAAAGAGCAUGUUUCAAAAACAUACUGAAUUUAUGUUUCCACAAAGAUAAUUCCUUAUUCAAGCUUCGGGGAGGUAUUGUUUUAUGUAGAGCAACAUUUAACAAAAAGAUGAUCCAGCCUACUUCUUGAGCUUUGCUGCAGGGCUAAUGGAGGCUCUCAGUAACUAAAUUCUUGUCCUAACAUGUUCUCUAGGUUCCCCACUAUGUGGGCAUUGCCCAGAGUAGAAAUCAAUGCCUAUUUGUUUUGGUAUAUUGUACGAUGUAUGACAGAGAAAAGAAUGUAAGAAAAAGCAAGAGCUAUUUCUUGUAUAUAGCCCCUGGAUUCAGAGGUCUAAUCCAGAGGGAAGAAAUGGCAUAGUUUGAAUUUGUCUGGUUAUAAGGCAUCUUUUAUAAGAGUAGGAAGCCAUUUCCACAGAACAAAUAACAAGAGUUGUACCCUGACUGAAUUAGUCCAGGUGAGCAUGAGGGAGCACUGUGGUGUCUGGGGCUGUAGUAUGUGAGUGUGUUCUGAUGAGUGUUUUCAGAUUCUGGAUUAGUGGUCAAAUGGGACAGCUCUUGAUUUAACAAAAAGCCCAGCUAGGAUGAAUGUGAUGUGGAAAAUUGAAAUGAGGAAGAACGGGAAUUUAAAUGCAUGUAAAGGGGGAAUGCAAAGAGAGAAAUAAGAGGGCCACAGUAAGCAUGGAUAAGCAGAACCACCAGCUUGCUUUUCAAGUGAUAAAUGAGGAGUUAGGAGGAAAUAGGGGAAAGGAAACUUCCUGCUUCCUCCUGGAAAUCAGGUUGCUGUGACACUUGCUGUAUCAGAGUGGUUGGGGGAUGCAAUGUUUAUUUGAAGAUAGAAGACUGAGCUGACUGUUGUUGAUGACUGCUUUUAUUUUGGGUAUCAGAAGUAAUUGUGUGGGGCUAGGAAGAGCAAGGAGAAGGUGCAUAGUUGCUAGGCUCCACCUUUCUUUUUUCUGUUAGGUGUCAGUCACCAUUGCAAUCAUCUGUUAAAUGGGUAGGGGAAACGAAGCCUGUAACUUUGUGGUGAUAAAAAGAUAUAAGGAUCUGGAAAAAUAAAGGUUAACAUUCCUUUUCCAUUAAAAAGAGAUUGAAUGAAGAAAACAGAAAGUCUUAAUGUUUCAGAGCAUUAAAAACAGUAGAAAAGAAAUAAAAUUUUAAAUAUACUAUUGGUAAAUAUAUCCUUUUAAAACAAGUGUUUAUAGCCAUUUGACUACUCUUUUUUUCUUUCCCUGUUAGAACCUACAUUUUAUGGUAGAGGGCAAUGCUCUGUAAAUUGUACGCCCACCCAUGCAGUUACUUUAUAAAGUUAAAUAACAAUAAAUCAUGGUAGGCUUUGCAUUAGUAGGCUUUAAAUGAUGUAGUAUUAUAGGUGAGAUGUAGACCACCUAGUAGAAUAGGCUGUUCUUAUAGGUUGAACACAAACUAUCUACAGCAGUAUUGCUAUGCUCAACCUUGAAAAUGUUAACGAUAUGAACACAAUGAAGUGAAUGUUUAAAUCCCAGUGUUCAGAACACUUCUAAAAUAAUUUUUGGUUCCUAGUAAAUGGUCUAGCAACCAAAAGGAGGGCACAUUAUAGCUACCCAAGUACUCUUCAGCUAAAAAGUCUCCUGCUGGUGAAGAAGUUAUAAACAAGUUGCCAUUUUUAUGAUUUCUGAAAAUUGUUCCAGAUUUCUCGAAUUUUAUGAGAAGACUAUCAGUUUUCAGGUGACACAAAGUUAGAGUUUGUAAAAUAAUGAUAAUUAAUGGGAUUGUUUCUUUUUUUUC
Messenger RNA from Melopsittacus undulatus (budgerigar), 7403 nucleotides. It is a transcript of the gene KIF11, whose product is annotated as kinesin family member 11. Gene Ontology annotation, biological process: mitotic spindle assembly; microtubule-based movement; spindle elongation. The transcript has 22 exons. Gene Ontology annotation, cellular component: mitotic spindle; nucleus; spindle microtubule. Bases 123 to 3326 code for a protein of 1067 amino acids. NCBI's taxonomy places the organism in Eukaryota, Metazoa, Chordata, Aves, Psittaciformes, Psittaculidae. Gene Ontology annotation, molecular function: ATP binding; plus-end-directed microtubule motor activity; microtubule binding. The record is from RefSeq and is a predicted model, not a curated record.